GUUGCCCACACUUGCUGUGUGGUGAAGUGGGAACCGACUGCGAAGUGCACCGGGAUAGAGAAGCCGCCGCCCCGCUAGAGGCGCUCGCUUCUCUCGUCGCAAAGUUGCCUGGCUGCUGACAUUUUCCGCCGCUUCUGGAGGCGGCUGCCGCCGAGUGCUUAAAAAAAAGAAAGAAAAUGUGCUCGCACCAAGUCGAGUUGGGCUUCGUGGAAGAAGCGGCACCUUGGCGGCUGCGCAGUGACCAGUUUCCUUGCAAAGUCGGGGGCAGGCCUGCUUGGCUGGGCGAGGCCGGCUUGCCGGGACCCUCCGAGCUUCGGUGCGGGGUAUGCGGGCAGCCGUGCGCGUUCCUCUUGCAGCUCUACGCGCCGGUGCAAGAGCGUCUUGAGGCCUUCCACAGGAGCCUCUUCCUCUUCGGCUGCCGCCAGCCUUCUUGCUACCGCCCCGCCGGCCCAGCCCCGGGCAGUCUGAAAGUUUUUAGGAAUCAGCUUCCAAGAAAGAAUGAUACUUACUCUUAUAAUCCACCACCUGAAGAGCCACCUUUGGAAGAGUUACCUUCUGUGAAUCUGCAGCUAAAAUGCGGAGCUAUGCUUUGCAGAGUUUGUGGUUGCUUGGGACCCAGCACAUGUUCCAAAUGUCAUAAGGCUCAUUAUUGUAGCAAAGACCAUCAGAUCAAAGACUGGAAAGCAGGACAUAAGGUAUCAUGUUUGCAGCCUGAAGAUGUAAUUCCGGAUCAUAAAUUUCUGUUCCCCGAGUAUGAAAUUGUAAGAGAACAUGAGGAGUUGGAUUCUGUUGCUGUCAAUGACACAGAGCAGGAAGAUUUAGAGAAAAAUGAUGACACAACAGAUGAAGCUUCUGAAUUAUUAGAAGAGAUGUCCUUAGAGAUGAUGGCAAAACAUGAAACUCCAGAAGAUAAAAUUUUUCAAAUAUUCAAAGAAAGAAUAUCUUUGGAACCAGAACAGAUUAUCAGAUACUGCAGAAAUGGAGAAGGGCCCAUCUGGAUAUCAGGGUUAAAUAUUCCUCAGGACACAGAUAUUCCCAACUGUCAGUGUGGUAGUAAAAGAGUAUUUGAAUUCCAGGUGAUGCCACAGCUUCUAGCUCACUUAAAUGUCGACAGUCUUGGAGAAAGCAUUGACUGGGGGACACUGGCUAUCUACACAUGUACUGUGAAUUGUGAUCUAGGAAACCACUAUGCUGAAGAGUUCAUCUGGAAGCAGGACAUUUCCAAUUCUGUUUAAUUUCUGCAAAGCUUAAGCAGCGAGAUAGUUUUCUUCCAUAUCAUAAUUUUUUCUUACUUUUUAUAUUCAAGCUGAUAACAAUGAUCACCAUGAGACUAGAGAGGUGAUUAUUAUAAGAGCCGAGGUGGUGCAGUGGUUAAAUGCAGCACUGCAGGCUACUGCUAGAUCAGCAGUUCAGCGGUUCAA
Messenger RNA from Thamnophis elegans (Western terrestrial garter snake), 1421 nucleotides. It is a transcript of the gene PDCD2, whose product is annotated as programmed cell death 2. The transcript is spliced from 6 exons. The coding region runs from base 177 to 1235 and encodes 352 amino acids. NCBI's taxonomy places the organism in Eukaryota, Metazoa, Chordata, Lepidosauria, Squamata, Natricidae. The record is from RefSeq and is a predicted model, not a curated record. Gene Ontology annotation, cellular component: nucleus; cytoplasm.